CUGGCGACGCGAGGAGCGCGUCCGGACGGUUUUCCUUCUGACGCGAGGUGCGAACUGCUUCUAGCGGAACCAACCCGUCGCUUGUGACAAACUCGCUGUGAUAAUCAUCGACACCUCUGGUGUUGCUGUCGCUAUCAAUGUCGAAGCAAUUACUGACUGCCUGCGCAGCAGCUCCCAACGAACAGCGGAGCCCGCCGGCCAGCCAGCCCAGCCCCGUGUGCUAGUGAGAGAAAGAGAAAGAGAGAGGGAGAGAGAGAGGGGGGAGGUACAAAAAAAAACAAGAAAUACGUGUCACUAAAAUUGCACACAGAUUUGGAUUUCAGCUGCUUGUGAGAUAAACACGGAUUAGUCGUCUUGCAACAGGGGGAUUACGUUUCCGGUUUUAAAGGAACUGAACAUUCUCCCAGUAUCAGGUUUUUUGUUUUAAUUCUUUUAAAAUCUUUUCAUUUAUUCCCGCCUACAGCCCGGUUUGGAUUAUUUCAUUGUCGUUACGGCUGCCAGAGAGAGUACAGGGAGACGGUUGUUUCUCAGAAUAGUGCUUUAAUCUUUCGGUGCAAAAACAAAAUUGCUUUAAAACAUUAGUUCUCUGGGGUCCAUUCAGAGGAAAAGUGUGUUCUUCACCGGAAAAUUAAUCCUCUCAAGAUUGUGUUAUAAGAGGUGCAUCGAGGAAAAGCGGAUUGCGUUACCGAGGAUGAUCUCGGAUUGCGGACAACAAAAAGCGGCGGAAUAUGAUCCUAGACCGUUGGACAGUUGUCGGGGAACCACAGAGAUUCUGGACCCGUUCUGCUAGUCAGACGCCCAAUAAAAUAUGUGACAGGAGUGAAUUUAAUUAUUGAAACACCUAAAAUCAUCUGAAGAGAACUGGAAUAGAUUUGAUGGUUUUUAUCUCUGGGUGAACAUUUUUUGCUUUAAACUUUCCUGUCACAACUGUCUGGAGGUAAAAUCGGAUUAUAAACAUUGUACUCUGCAAACAAUUGGAGUUUACUUUUUGUCGGUGAUAUGUUGUAUCAACAAAACAUCUGAUUACAAGUGAGAUAUCAUUGUGCUUUGCUUCCAAUUCGAUUCAAGGCUAGUGUGAAACAUACAGUUUCUGUAAUCAGUGUCAGAAGUUAGUGCAUAAAUUGUUGAAUUCUGUAGAUUUUCAGUAUGUUCAGCCCGCAGAUUUCAACAUAGGAUUUGAACCUUCUGCUUCCAAGUUGAGACUAAAGCACUUACCCCGGACUAACAAAAUGGAUUACUUGAACGCGCUCGCACUUCGAGAAAAGGCUAGCCAGUCGAGCCGAGCGGCGAAGGGCCCGCCUAGCCUAGCUGCAUGGAAGGGUAUGGGUCCCUGUGGCUACCAUAAGCCACGAUCGCUCGCUACAAUCUCCAUUGGAUAUUUACUGAUACUUCUAGGCGCUCUGUUCAUGUCAGUGGAAAGUUUCCCCCAGGGCGAGGACUGCCACGUGGAGCGCUGCUCUGACGAGUACGAGAGCGCCCGGCAGGACCUAGGCAUCGACGGGCCCGGGCCUCACGACAACACGCUGAUGUGCACCGUGCUCCGCACCUACCGGCACUGCAUGAUCACCACCCCAGGCUGCCAGGGCGAGAUCUCCUACUACAGUCUCCGCAGCAUCGUCCGCCGGCUCAUGGACGAGCAUAACUGCACCACAGUGGGACAGACUGUGGAGCCGUCGGAGACCAAGCCCAGGCCCCCCAUGGUGCCGGCGAUCUGCCUCUACAAGGGGAAGCCUGUCUACAGACACUGCAGUCUCUUCGGAGACCCGCACAUCAGGACGUUUUACGAAGAAGCGCAAACGUGUAAAGUGAAAGGGGCCUGGCCUCUGGUAAACAACGACUACCUCAUCGUGCAAGUGACCAAUGACCCUGUGGAAGGGAAUACAGAUGCCACUGCCACCAGCAAGCUCACUGUGAUAGUCAAGGGCAACCCCGAGUGCACCUCGGCGAACUUCCAGACGUACCAGGCCCAGAGCAACUCUCUGCCCGGGACGUUCGAGAACGGUCACGUGACCUAUGGUCCGUACGGCAGCCUGGAGUUGAUCGAGGUGGAGCCGGGCCGGCACGUGGAGAUCCACAUCCGGUACAUCGAGACGGUGGUGAUCGUAAGGCAGAUCGGCCGCUACUUCACCUUCUCCAUCAAGAUGCCCGAGGAGCUGGUCAACAAGACCGCCGGCUUGCCUGGAGACGUGUCCAAUGACCUUGACCUCUGCGUCCGCGGCUGUCCGCUCUCGGAGCAGAUUAACUACCAGGAGUACCUUGCUAAGCGUCGCUUCGCGAGGCCGUCUCAAACGCGCACGUCGGUUUCGUCUUCGUCCUCAUCUUCUUCGUCAUUGUCAGACUCUAGUGAUGCUAAGUACAGCAGUGACGGCAACAGCCCGGGCGAGCCGUUGGUGUCCCGCGCGUACGCGGAGAAAGUGUGUCGUGCGUCCAAGCUCGUGGACUUCUACUUUGACUCGUGUGUCUUCGACCUGAUGGCCACGGGCGACGAGAACUUCACGCUGUCCGCUCUGAGCUCCUUACAGGACGUGGUCAAGUUCCACCCGUCCGCCGCGCGGACAAUGGACAACCGGACCACCCUGGACCUCUACGACAAACAGUAUGGCAACGGCGCCUCCGGGCUUCUGUGGUCGUCUUCACAACGUUGUGGGUAUUGCAGGACUGGUGUUUGUUUUGGCUGCCAGCGGCAACAGUGGACGCUCUUUCUAUUGUGUUUGACGUUGUUAAUCACAGCCGUGUGUUCUAGGUGAGCAGGAUAGAAUCCAUGGAGACGAUUGUGUAGUGAAGAAGAAUACCUCUGAUUCCUGUCUUUUGUGAGUUUGUCCACGUGAGUGAUUAGGUGUCGUGUCCUAUGGAUGCUGUGUUGCGUGUUCUUGUCGUAUGCUCGGAAUGGAUUACUGGAUUACUACAACUCUUCAUGGAUGGAUGGAUACAUGAGUGGGUGGAAGGCUGAGCAGCGGUUGUGACUAGGGUUCUGCUGACAAAGUCUGAGGGAGAGUGAGAGAGAUUUCAUGGAUUCUUAAAAGUGGUUACGCGUCUUGUGAUAUUUGAGUUGUCGUCGUUUCAAGAAAAACUGCAGUUCAUCGCUCUUUGCUAUUUUUUUCAAAUGAUCUCGGACUUACAGACUUCACACUUGGCAUGCUUUGUGUAAACACCUUCUUCAACAGUGCAGUCCCAUCUGGAGGAAGGAUGUUCACCUAGCGUCCCUGAACGAACUGAAAUACAUCAUUGAUGUAUGUGUGGGGAGCUGUCUGUACUGUAUAUGUGCACAUAAACUUCAAUUAAUUUGUCACAGUUACAUGCGGGUAAAUAUGCACAUUUUGGGAGGAAAGGAGGCCCAAAGUCAUCAAAUAAAUAUAUGUAAACUUACAAACAACUUUUUGGGGUCUCUGAGAAAGAAUUUGUUGAGGUGCGAGGGGGGGGGGCGCUAGGAGAAAUACCGAAGUGACGUUGGUGUGAUGUAAAAUGCCUGCAUAUAAGAUGUUUUUACUUUUACAUUUUCAUAUUUAAAUGGCACAGAGUAUGUGUGUUAAGAUGUACGGCAUGGGAGUUGUGCAUGUUAAGUUUCAGCGUUGUCGCUGUCUGUGGAGAUUGGAGAUUCUGGUAUGGUGGACAGAUGAUUUCUGAAGGAAUUCGGAAUAAUAAAUCAUGUUUUCAACAUUGUCGUCGCCCCAUGGGGCUGUUUGGUUAUGUCCGUAAGAAGAACACGAAUUUCUUGUUCACAUGGAUCUUUACAGCGAGCCUCAUUGGUCAAUAUGUUUGGAUUGGAGGGGGGAGGUAUUUUUUUAUGCUAUGCUAAAUAAGAAGAGAGUUUUUCAGAAUGUGUUGGUGUUUGUUCCAUUGAUGGUGGUGAUCUUUACGGGGAAGGGGGCGGGGUAGCUUUGUCUUUGUCCGGGUUGUUCAUAUUUUUAGGGUUUCAACGGUGUUCGCAUUGACGUCAAUUCAUUUCAGCAUGUGCUACCAGAUUGGUCAGCACUUGUUGGGAGCGAGGGGCCACUUUGUUUAUUGGCGAGUUAUAUUUGUUUCAGCGAGAAGGUGUCUCUCUCUCUCUCUUUGAAAAAAGGUCUUUCGAGUGUCUGAUGGGAUCCCUUCAUACUUUCUAUUACUGUGGAUUCGUUUGUUUGUUUAGAAUGGGUUUUUGUUUGCAAAGGUAUUUUAAACGGAUUUUAUUAGAAAGGCAGGGGAGGGGGGGUCGUUUUCAGUGUAAUAGUCCAGCUUUUGU
Aplysia californica (California sea hare) is the source of this 4219-nucleotide messenger RNA. RefSeq names its product repulsive guidance molecule A. The transcript is spliced from 4 exons. Lineage: Eukaryota; Metazoa; Mollusca; Gastropoda; Aplysiida; Aplysiidae. Gene Ontology annotation, biological process: BMP signaling pathway. Bases 1230 to 2747 code for a protein of 505 amino acids. The record is from RefSeq and is a predicted model, not a curated record. Gene Ontology annotation, molecular function: coreceptor activity. Gene Ontology annotation, cellular component: plasma membrane.